AAAGACAAAUAAGAUCAUCAGGGUACAGUAAAAAUAAAAUAAAACAAGAAACAUACUAAGGAGUGUUAUAAGCGAAGGUGAAUAUAUCUUUAAUAAUAUUUAAAAAUACUAAUAGAAGAGGCAUGUCUAAUAAACAGAGGAAGGCUAUUCCUAUUAUGAGGAAAGGCCAAGCUCACAAGAUCAAAGGUUCUAAAAGGGUAUACAGAAGCAGCAAAUCAGUAAUGUAUUGAGGAGCCAGGUGAUUGAGGGCUUUGUAAACAAAUAAUAAGAUUUUAUAAUCAAUCCUAUACUUAACAGGAAGCCAUGUCGGAACGGAACUUUAAAAUAGGAUUAAUAUGAUCAUAUUUUCACUUCCCUUCGAGCUGUGUAGCGACUGCAUUCUGGACGAACUGAAGACGAGAAAUUGAACACUGAGAAAAAACAAAAUACAAAGAGUUACAAUAAUCAAGCUGAGAUGUUAUAAAGGCAUGGAUAGCUGUUUCAAGAUUUUUUUCUAGAUAGAAAGGCCUUAACUUUACUGAAAAGGCGAAGUUGGUAACAUGACUUGAAAUCUGUUUAUCAAAUAUUAAACUGGAUUUAAAUAAAAUGCCCAAGUUCCUAACACACUAUUAUAUGGAAUGAGGAAGCCAAGAUCAAAACUAAAAGCAACAUUCCCCUAUAUAGGACCAAACAAAAUAAUUUCUGAUUUGUUUUCAUUUAGGCAUAAUAAACUGCUUGAAAGCCAUAGCUUAAGUUCGUUUAGGCAAUCUAUACACACAACCAAGGGGAAUGUCAGUAGAAACACAAUGCCAUCUGAACAGUAAAACACCUAUUUGACAAAUAAGUCACAAGACUCCAGGCAUGACAGAAGAAUGUUGUGGUAGACAACAUUCAAAUGCAGCGAUUAACUCUAAGAGGAAAAGAGCCAUGGGUUUCCCUGAAUCUGUUAUGAGAAAUGUGUCAUUUAAAACUCUUAACAGGGCCGAUUCAGUGCUAUGUAGAUCUUUAAAACCUGAUUGAAAGACUUCAAUAGUGCAUGUGAUUUAUCGUGCUGCCCAACAGUACCAGUUUGUAAGCAUUUAUUAAUUACUAAUAACAGACUUGUGGCAAAUGCAUCCAUAAUUUAAGGAAAAACAGAACGGCUAGAUCUUAUGGACAUGUUGUAAGCUUGAUCCACAAUUUCCCUUUGUGGCUUUGAUCGUUUCCUUUCAAUGACUCUCUCUCUCUCUCUCUCUUUCUAUGCUGCAAGUAGGCUGCAUAAUAAAUAGCUAUUAUUGGUCAUGAAGGGCUAUUAAUAAAUGAAAUUCUAUUAUUCUUAUUUGUAGCUAUCUAUUCUCAGUUGCUCAUGCUGCUACUUGUGAUGUAAUGCCUGCAGCUUUCCUAAACAAUGCAUUCUUUUAACAUUUUUGUUUGUUUUAAUCAAAUAUUGCAGAUUCUUGUUCAAUAAUCACUGUAAUUGUCCAAACAGUAAACUAGACAUUAUAAAGAUUAACACACUCUAACCAGUGAUAUAGAUGUUAAAGGAAACAGUCUGUCAUAAUAACGCUUUUAUUUACGUAUUACGUAUUGUGUAUUUUUUAGUAAAUGUUAUACGUAUUCCUAUAUUUGUUUUAUAUGCACAUCUGCGCAGACGCGAGUCUGUCUACCAGCAUUUGAAACCAAAACAGGAAGUCGUAAGUAUUGUGGGACGUGUAGUUCCGCUUGUAGGCCGCUGGUCUGGAUAACAGCACGCAAAGCAACCAAACAAAACAAAAUUAAGAAAACUUCCAAUAGACAGCAGUUAUACUGGUGGAUCUUUUUCACUAUCAUGCCCGGCUUCACGUGCUGCGUGCCCGGAUGCUACAACAACUCGCACCGGGAUCGCGAUCUGCGGUUCUACACCUUUCCGAAGGACCCCACUCAGCGAGAGCUAUGGCUGAAGAACAUUUCGCGGGCCGGGGUGAGCGGCUGCUUCAACGCUUUCCAGCCCACCACCGGACACCGAGUUUGCAGCGUCCACUUUCCCGGCGGCAGGAAAACCUACACCAUUCGCGUCCCUACGCUUUUCCCUCUGCGCGGGGUGAACGAGAGAAAGAGCAGGCGAGGAAGGAGCAGGAAGGUCUCCGAGGUCGUGCCCAUCAUCACAAACGUCGUUUCCACCGCCGACGAGUCAGCGCCAGUGGAGGAAAAGGGGGACUCCCAGAACAUCACCGUGGUGCAGAUAGGUCAGAAUGGCCAGUACAUCACCCCCGUGGACCUCACACCUUCGGGAGACGGCUCCUGCCUCGCUGCAGUGGUGCCGGGAUCCAGCGGAAACCUGACCGGAGGCAGCGCGUCUUGCCCCGUGGCCGAUCUCGUGCUGUGCGGGGUGGACCACUCGUACUCGCUCACCACCGGCACAACGUCCGCUGAACUUCUGCGGAAGCUGAACGAGCAGCGGGACAUCAUCGCGCUGAUGGAGGUCAAAAUGAAGGAGAUGAAGAACACCAUCCAAAAGCUGCGGGUCAGCGAGGCACGGCUGCAGGAGGAGCUCCGGGAGCGGGACCGUCUGAUCUCCACCAACAGCAUCAUCAAGAGGAAACUCUGACGAACGACGCGGAGAAACGACGGACUAAAGACGCAAAGCACUGUCGGCGAUCGACAAUUAAGUAUCAUCGUAGUUCUCAUUUAAGCUUCCUCCAGGACUCAGAAGUGCUAGAUAGGCUGUGUUUGUGUGAUAAAGCGCAGAUGCAUGAGUUCAUCUUGUAUGCUCGAGCUGUCCGGCGCAGCGCUGCACGGGGACUGAGAUGAGUUCAGCAUCCUUCUCAUUUUAUAUUUAAUGAUGAUACACGUUUGUGCUGUAUGUGUGUUGAAAGCGGCAGACCCAGUAUCUGCAUACUGCCACACUUCAUAACCAUGAAGUGCAGACAGAGACUGCUUCAAAAGUGUGUAAACAACUGCUUAUUAUUUGGGUUCUUUCUUUGUUUUUAAUAUUUCAGUGCAUCAGAUUGGAGCUUCUGGUCCAGAUGAACCGAUUCUUUACAUGCAGAUUAAUUCAGUUAGAAAAGAUGAUUGGUUUGAAGUAAACUGCUUAUUAAUUAUAAUUUAUGGGACUGUUUUGGUGGUAUUGCAUUUAAACCGAUUUAGUUCGGUAUCUCUUUUGUAAGAUUCUUUACCACACAAGUUCUGAGUAUAUUGUGCACUAUAAAAGAUGUUUCUUUUCUGUUUGAAGCCUUGUGGCAUCACAUUUAUUCUAGGAAAUGUCAUUUUAAUUGUCUUCAGUAAAACAUCUUUAAAAUUAA
Molecule: messenger RNA, 3239 nt
Organism: Carassius auratus (goldfish)
Lineage: Eukaryota; Metazoa; Chordata; Actinopteri; Cypriniformes; Cyprinidae
Product: THAP domain-containing protein 11-like
Exons: 1
Coding region: 1787-2545 (252 amino acids)
Biological process (GO): regulation of transcription by RNA polymerase II
Cellular component (GO): nucleoplasm
Molecular function (GO): RNA polymerase II cis-regulatory region sequence-specific DNA binding
Source: RefSeq, a predicted model, not a curated record